Candida dubliniensis CD36 is the source of this 867-nucleotide messenger RNA. RefSeq lists its product as uncharacterized. The transcript has a single exon. The coding region runs from base 1 to 867 and encodes 288 amino acids. The record is from RefSeq and is a predicted model, not a curated record. NCBI's taxonomy places the organism in Eukaryota, Fungi, Ascomycota, Pichiomycetes, Serinales, Debaryomycetaceae.
AUGACAACAAGAUUCAGUCUACCGGGAGCAUUUCCUAUUGAUGACGAAAUACCGUCUGCAUCAACCAAUGCUACAUUUUCAACAGUUUCCAACACAGCAACUGAACUAAUAGAAACUCAACAAAAAUUCCAAUUUAGUAAUAAUCAAUUAAUCCACAACAAGACAAAAUACCAAUUUGAUAUACUAACACAAAUUGAUGCUUUGUUAUAUAUUGUUAUUUUUUACCAAUUUGUGAAAUAUUGCCAUUCUGCUUGUUUAAUCCCAUUGAUACUUCAUUUAAUAUUGCAAAUAUUAUUGAAUUCAAAACUUGUGACCCAGAAUAGCCAGGUGCCUAAUUUCUUAUCAUUUUUGUCAAAUGAAGAUAGUCAGGACACCAGAGAAAGAAUAUAUGAGACAUUCAUACAUAAAUAUUGUUAUUUGUUGUAUAUAAAGACCAUUCUUGUGAUUUUGUACCAUACCUUAUUUGUUGCCACAUGGGUGAUGUAUUUGAUUGAUACUCAACAAUUGGAAAAGUUAAACCAUGGAACUUGGUGGUUUAUUUCAUUUAUUGGUGAAGAAACUCCUGUCGUCGACAAAUCAACCCCAUAUUGGUUAAAGUUGUUUAAGUUGGGGUUGUUUCAAUUGAUUUUCACCGAUGUAUUGAUCUUAUUUCUACAGUUGACGUUGUACCAGUGCAUUUAUAAACAAAGCGAUGCAUUUCAUUUGGAUCGACGUUUAAAUGAAAAAGAAGUGUACAUAAUAAGAACGAAUGCUGAUAGUGCUAGUGGUCUAGAUGAUCAAAGCGUAGUAGCAGAUAGUGAUGGUGUUCCUACAGUUUUGAAAGUACGAGUGUUUGAAUGUUUUCAAUCAGAUGCUUAUGCUUAUUGA